AUGGCUUCCAAAAACACAGUUUUCCGUUUAAACAGCAGACAGGGCAUUGUCGAUCUUGCCAAGGCCGAAGAGGACAUUCCCAAGGCCGCAGCAUAUGAAGUUCUCAUCAAAAUUCACAGCGUUGCACUGAACUACCGAGAUGUAGCCAUUGCGACUUCCCACUAUCCGUUCCCUGUGAAAGACAAUUUGAUUCCACUCUCGGAUGCUGCUGGAGAAAUUGUUGAAAUCGGGACCAAUGUACAAGGGUUUACAGUCGGCGACUGGGUCAUUGCAAAUUUCAACUCCGCCAACUUAUACGGGCCGAUGAAAGACUGGACUGGCGGCUUAGGAGGUCCAGUGGACGGUGUUCUUCGGAACUAUCUGUCCAUCAAUGCCAACACUGUCAUUAAAGUUCCCAAAGAGUCCUCCUUGAAGGCUUCCCAGUGGGCUUCACUUGUCUGCACUGGCACCACUGCUUGGAACGCACUUUAUGGAAAUGUCCCUUUGAAGCCGGGUCAAACUGUAUUAUUCCAAGGCACGGGUGGUGUUUCCAUCACUGGACUAGUCUUGGCUAAGGCAGCAGGAGCAAAGACAAUCAUAACCUCAUCUAGCGAUGAAAAGCUAGCCUAUGUGAAGAAGAAGUUUGGCGCUGACCAUACAAUCAACUACAAGACUCAUCCUGAAUGGGCCAAAGAAGUGCAGAAAAUUACCCAAGGAAACGGGGUCGAUUAUAUUUUUGAAAACGGCGGAUCCGGGACUAUUCAGCAAAGUGUUGAGUCUAUUGCAUUUGGGGGCGUGAUUGCCAUCAUAGGCUUCUUAUCCUCCGCUAAACAGGAAGAGAUGCCGAAUGUUGCUGGCCUUGCCCUCUCCAAAGGAUGCGUCAUCCGUGGAAUCAACGUCGGAUCGAAACAGUUGCUUGAGGAAUGCGUGCGUUUUGUUGGUUCCCACAACUUGGACAUUCCAGUGGAAAAGACAUUUCCAUUUACAGAGGAGGGUGUGAAGGCUGCGUACAAGUACUUAUCCGAAGGUCAACAUGUUGGAAAGGUUUGCAUCGACCUAGAAUAG
Molecule: messenger RNA, 1044 nt
Organism: Trichoderma atroviride IMI 206040
Lineage: Eukaryota; Fungi; Ascomycota; Sordariomycetes; Hypocreales; Hypocreaceae
Molecular function (GO): oxidoreductase activity
Source: RefSeq, a predicted model, not a curated record